UUUGCAAUGCGUCGUUUCGCUGCAGCAUAGCAAAGUAAACCAAAGGACUCAAUCCAAACGACAGUCAUGGAGACCGAACCUCUUCCCUCUGCCCCCGCCCCUGCCUCUGCCUCCGCCAUAGCCACCGCCGCCACAACUUCACACGAAAAUCGAUACCGUUCGAUAUUUGACCUCCCUGUCAACUAAUUCAAUUCUUGUCGUUUACUAUCUCCUUUAACUUCACUCUUCGAGCCCCUCUCAAUUUCCGAAAUUUCUUCUUCAGAAAACCCUGAUAACACCGAAGAAAGGAACGAAAAGAGCACCAAAACCGGCGUUGCUUUGCCCAGAUGGACUUGCAACACCUGCAAGGCUGAGUUUGACUCUCUCCAGGACCAGCGCUCCCACUUCAAAUCCGACAUUCAUCGUUUCAAUGUAAAAUUAAGCAUUGCUGGUAAGGAUACUGUAAAGGAGGAAGAGUUUGAUGAGUUGACCAUGGAUUCUUACAAAGACUUCGAGGUUUCAAGUAUUUCGGGAUCUGAGGAUGAAGCUGAUAAGGGAGCUUAUCCUCGCAAUGAUGCAUCAAAGGGAUUGAUUGAAAAUAUCAGGAAGAAGUUGUUUAUUCUUCUUCAAACUGGAGAGAGAGUUUCAAUUUGGAAAUCUUUAAUUUUAAAUGAGUCUGAAAGUGUUCUAUAUGAGAAUGAUAAAGAAGUGUGGAAUGAUAAUCCUGGGUGCUUGAGAGAAAAUGAGGUGAUUGAGAGGUUGAAAGCUUUGAUUCAAGAGCCUAAGGAUAAUGUGAGUUUCAGGAUUGUGCUGCUUUCAAGUGGUUGGCACUUUGCUGGUUGUGUGUUUAAUGGCAACAGAGUGGUGGCUCACAAAACAUUCCACAGAUAUGUGGUGAGGGCCAAGGCUGGUAAGAAACAGUCGUCCAAAGAUGCAAUGGGGAAGGCUGCACAUUCUGCUGGAGCUUCACUCCGGCGGCAUAAUGAACUUGCUUUGAAGAAGGAAAUUCAAGAGUUGCUUGCUUCUUGGAAGUCUUAUUUUGAAGCUUCCUCAUGUGUUUUCGUUCAUGCUCCUUCAAGCAAUCGUAAUGUGUUUUUCAAUGGGGAUAAACCUUGUUUCAGUCACCAGUUCUGUGCUGUUCGAAAUGUUCCAUUAACUGUUUGUAGGCCCACAUUAAAGGAGGCCAAGCGUAUAUAUAGCCAACUUACACAAGUUUCGUAUGAAGUGGAAGAGAAGGAAAUUCCACCAGGCACCAAAGAAGAUAUGUUGUUAAGUAGUAGCGCCAAUAAUAAUGGCAACCUAUACUCCCACAAAGAGGAACUGGGGCAAAACUUGAAUGGUAGUGAUGCUUCCAAAACUCCUUCACGCAAUGUAAAAGCUGAUAUUAUAUCAAGUGAGAGUGAUAGUGAAGUUGUUUGUACUUCAACACCUUUGCACGAAGCAGCACAAUCUGGAGAUGCUCAAAAAGUUAUGGAACUCCUAGAGCAGGGUUUAGAUCCCUGUAUUAAAGAUCAAAGAGGGCGAACUCCUUACAUGCUGGCCAAUGAGAAGGAAGUUAGGAAUAUGUUUAGACGGUUCAUGGCAUCAAACCUUGAGAAGUGGGAUUGGAAUUCUGCGAAAGUACCUAGUGCCUUAACUAAAGAAAUGGAGGAAUCUCAAGCAACCAAGCAAGCAGAGAAAGAUUCCAAGAGGAAAGCAAGAGCAAAGGAACUAAAGAAAUUGCGUAGAGCCAGGGAAAAGAAAGCUCAGGCUGAGGCUACCCAGUCUCAGAGUACCGUAGCAAUUCCACAAAACCAGGCCACUGGAGCUUCAGUUUCUAAGGGACGACAAUCCCAACCAGUUGGUGCACAGCGAAUCUCUAAAGAGGAAGAAUUGAAGAUUGAGAGGGAAAAGAGAGCUGCUGCUGCUGAGAGGAGAAUCGCCGCAACCGCAGCUGCUGCCUCCUGCGCCCAGGAUGCUCAAGGCAGUAGCACGACGGAAGGAUCCACGACUAGUAUACAACCGAAAAGUGGAGUAUCAGGUCCAGGCGAUAUUAGCUGCUCCUGUUGUAAUACAUCAUUGGCUGGAAAAGUUCCCUUUCACAGGUACAAUUACAAGUAUUGCAGCACCUCUUGCAUGCAUGUUCACAGAGAGAUUCUUGAAGAUACAUAACUUCUUUUUUAUCAUGUGGUUACUAGGCAUAGUUGAAUUUCUGCUCCAUUUUCUGGUUAUAAUAAUGUCUCAUGUUCUCCAUAUUUAUUCACAAUCAAUAAGUACAUUACAUUGCUGAA
Molecule: messenger RNA, 2249 nt
Organism: Hibiscus syriacus
Lineage: Eukaryota; Viridiplantae; Streptophyta; Magnoliopsida; Malvales; Malvaceae
Product: ankyrin repeat and zinc finger domain-containing protein 1-like
Molecular function (GO): protein binding
Source: RefSeq, a predicted model, not a curated record